Messenger RNA from Caenorhabditis angaria, 1426 nucleotides. The record is from the annotation of a GenBank genome assembly. Lineage: Eukaryota; Metazoa; Nematoda; Chromadorea; Rhabditida; Rhabditidae.
AUGUCAGCACUUUUGCAAAGUUUUCGUGUCAAAUAUGAGUGUAGUUGCGGGAAAUUUCGAAAUCUUUCUGAUCUUCAUUUUUGUAGACAAUGCUUCAAAAUAAAGUGGGUUUUUUUCUCAAGUAGGUUCUUUUUACGAAAUAUCGAUUUUCAGAUGUGAAGAAUGUGCAUGUGUUGAAAUUGAUAUGCUAUAUUGUGCUCGAUGCUUGGAAGCGUCCACAGUUCCAGAAGCACGAUUGAAGAAGAAUCAAUGUUUCAAUUGCGUUGAAUGCCCAAUGUGUAUGAAUAUUUUAAGUGGGCGAACUGAAAAUGACAAAUUCUUUUUGAUAUGUCAAGCGUGUUCUUGGCAAACUAGAGAAGCUGGAAUUGAAGACCGAGAUAGUGCGAAAAAAUGGCCAGUUUAUGAAAAUGAAAUAACAAAUGAGAUGAAUGAUGUGAUGAAUCAUAUGAAAAAGUUAGAAAUGAUACAAAAUGCACCGAAAGAUUCUAAAAAUCGAAAAAUAUCCAAAGGAUGGUCAGCUCAUCAUUUACCAAAUAAAUUUGGUUUACAAUCAAUGGUCGAGAAAAAAAGACAAAUGAUGUUUCCCGAUUUGACACCAUUAAGUGUGCAUGAACCAGAAGAGGUAGCUUUCAAUAAAUAAAUUUUUUUUCAAAACAAAAAAUUUCAGCCCCUUUCACUAGAGGAAGAACUUGAGAAUCGCUACAAAUCAAAGAAUUUACGAACUGCUGAUCAAAUAAUUAGACAACCUCUCGCUUCUUCAGAUCAACCACUUUUUCCAGUUCGAGUUCCACUUCAAGGAAGAACAUCGAUUAGAUGUGAUGAGUGUGAAAGAACAUUGGUUAAACGAGAUUAUGGAGUUGUCGCGUAUAAAUUCAAGAUUUCGGUGAGCAAACUUUCGAAAUAUCUUUAAAGUCUUUAAAUGUUGUUCUUCCAGGCAUUUGCCCGCGAAUAUGUGCCAGAUAUUCGAAUUUCCCGACCAGUGCAAUUUGAAAAUGAUAAAACAUCGCAUGUACUUCUAACUAUCACCAAUUUAUCAUCGUCGCCUAUUCAAUUGAAAAUCUCGCCUCAGGAAAAAUCAAGAGACGAUUUGGUUGAAUGUUCCACGCCUCCUGUUAAUAUUUCAAUUCCAUGUUCAAUUGAUACUGAUACAGCUGGAGUUCCAGCUGAGAAAAGGUAUUUUUGGAAAUUGAAAUCUUCUCCAAAAAAUUUGUAUUUUUCCAGCGAUGUUAUCGUUUUUCGACAACAUAAUCGAAUUGGAUUGAACUUUGAUUUCAUUCCAAAUCAAUCUAAUGAACAUUUCUUGGCACUUUCACUUGAAUAUACUCAAAAUGGAUCAUUUGGUUUGCUUGCGGACAAAUCACAAAAUACUGAAGAAGCAUCAUCGAAAGUUUUGAAAGCAAAUGUUAUUGUUCAAUUGCAUAAUUAA